Messenger RNA from Pan troglodytes (chimpanzee), 4985 nucleotides. RefSeq names its product kelch like family member 13 (gene KLHL13). Bases 1912 to 3888 code for a protein of 658 amino acids. The record is from RefSeq and is a predicted model, not a curated record. Lineage: Eukaryota; Metazoa; Chordata; Mammalia; Primates; Hominidae. Gene Ontology annotation, cellular component: Cul3-RING ubiquitin ligase complex. The transcript has 8 exons. Gene Ontology annotation, biological process: regulation of cytokinesis; protein ubiquitination. Gene Ontology annotation, molecular function: ubiquitin-protein transferase activity; cullin family protein binding.
GUCACAGCUCCAUCAUUCAGCUCUUCUGUCGGUAUCCCUUUCUCAUCGAUUCCCUGGAAUUUUUGAACCAGAGCUGUGAGGUAUACAGCCAGCAAUGUUGCAUAGUACUUUAGAGUUGCUGCCCAACACAGGUCCAUCUCUCUUCACAAUUCAUGUUUGUUCCUUUUCAGGCUCAGAGUGGUGAAGGAAGUUACUGAGAUUAGUGUGCACUAUGAAGUCUGGGAGGUGGGCUUUCAGGGACCUGCUUACUUACUCUGAGGCUCUGACCUUUGCCUUAGUGUGAUUUUCUCACCAUCCUCUUUUAUUUUGUGGGCAAAGGAUCAAAAAGAUUUCUUCAACAUUGAGUGCUAAACAUUAGCAAGAAUGCAUGGUUUCUGGUCCCUGUAAUGAAAGAAUAUUUUUAAAACCAUAGACUCAAAUUACCAUGUAAGAUAUCACAGAAACAAAUGGAAUUUGAGCUGGAUCUGGAAGAAUGGGUUGAGUUCAGGAAAGUGGAGUUUGGAAGAGAUUUCAUGCAAGAGGGACCUCUGGAGCAAAGGCGAGAAAGAACAAAGAAAGCUUUUGACGUAGAGAACUGGAAGUUGGUGUUAUGAUUUACUACAGUAAACUGGAAGAGUAGGUUGGCCGGUAUGUACUGAGUUCUUAGUGCUAGGCUUAGUUACUUGAUUAAUUAUUUGAUUGAUCUACUCAUUCAACAGAUUGUUUCUCAUAGCCCACAGGAUAAAAUCCAAACCUGUUUUCUGGCGUGCAUGGUCUUCUGUGAUGUGGUUUCUGCAUACCUUAAAAUCUACUCCACUCAACACUAUGUACCCACUUUUCAGUAAUAUUGAACUCUUUUCAGUCAUAUCGAAGAAUUUGCUGAUCCCUCCAACAUGUUGUAUUCCUUCACGUUUCUUUCUUUGCACAGGCUAUUUCUUCUAGAGUUCACUUGAUGUAUGCUUCAUUCUUCAGCCUCAGUUGCAACGGAAUUUUUGUUAUUCCUCUGCUGCUGUAGAAUGCUAGGCUUAUAUUACUAAAGCUUCUACACCAUAUUUUGUAUUGUCAGAAUACAUGCCUGCUUCCCUCACUCAGCUUAUGAGCUUCCUGAGGGCCAGGGAUUGUGUCUGGUUCACCUUUACAUCCACACCACCCAACAUAGUACCUAACAUGUAGCCAAUUCAAUAAAUACAUACUUACUGAAAAAUUAUUCAUUGAUCAUUUACUUUACAUCAUGUGUAGUUUUAUUUUUAAAAAGCGAUCUAGAUGGAAUGGGAUUGACAGAUUGAAGAUGGGCAAUGCAGGGAGAUGAGUUAUAUGUAUUUUUGAAGUAGCUCAUUUGUUUAAAAAAAACAGUAGGGGCUAGAUUCCUGGGGGAUUGAUAAAGAAAAAAAGAUAGGACUUAAUGACUGGCAACUAUGGGCAAGAGAGAGGGAAGAAUUAAAGAUAAUAAAAAAUAAAGAUAAUACAACAAAUAGCAGGAUAGUGACCCUUAAAAAAAUAAGGUUACUUUCAGGUAAGCAUGUUUUUUUUUCUAAGUUGGAUUUCCUGGUGUUAGUAUUUGUCUCACUCUACCUUUGCUCCAAAGAUGAACACUUUGUUCCUGUUCAGUUUACCAGAACUAAGUUCAAGAUAUAUGUGCUUCUCAUUUUCAUAUCUGGCCAGCAGUUUAGAUAUGAAAUAUAAAUAGUUCAACUACACUGACUACAAUUUCCUAUCAAGGGAAGGUAUGCAGUACAUAGGUUUUUUUUUUUUUUUUUUUUUUUUUAAAUAUAUAAAGCCUGUUUCUGCUUUUGGGAGCUACAACUGAAGUGUUGUACCAGGCAGAUGCACUGGGGUGCGCUACUAUGUAGCAGAGCCUAGCUGUGCAUCACAGCUCUUAACUUUAAAACUCCAGAGAAUUUGAUGAGAGAGGGAUCCACAAGAACAUGACAAAUGAUGAGAGUUCAAACCUUAAGAGAAAAAUGGGCUUAUUGGAGACGGAGGCAAUUGUCAUUAAAACAAGCCGAUUUCAAGGAUAUAUUCAAAAAAUCAACUUCAGGAUCUCUCGUGGAAGAGGAAGACCAACACAUGAAAUUGUCCCUUGGAGGCAGCGAAAUGGGCCUCUCAUCCCAUUUGCAGUCUUCCAAGGCAGGACCUACACGCAUCUUUACCAGCAAUACCCACAGUUCUGUGGUGUUACAGGGCUUUGACCAGCUUCGACUUGAAGGAUUGCUUUGUGAUGUGACCCUGAUGCCAGGUGACACAGAUGAUGCUUUCCCUGUGCAUAGAGUCAUGAUGGCAUCUGCUAGUGAUUACUUCAAGGCUAUGUUCACAGGUGGAAUGAAAGAACAAGAUUUAAUGUGCAUUAAACUUCAUGGUGUGAGCAAAGUCGGUCUAAGGAAAAUUAUUGAUUUCAUUUAUACUGCAAAGCUUUCUCUUAAUAUGGACAACCUUCAAGACACGCUGGAAGCUGCCAGUUUCCUACAGAUUCUGCCAGUUUUGGACUUCUGUAAAGUAUUUCUCAUAUCUGGGGUCACUUUAGACAACUGUGUUGAAGUUGGACGGAUUGCCAACACCUACAAUCUAACCGAAGUGGAUAAAUACGUUAACAGUUUCGUCUUGAAGAAUUUUCCUGCAUUGCUGAGCACAGGGGAGUUCUUGAAACUUCCUUUUGAGCGUCUUGCCUUCGUGCUUUCCAGUAAUAGCCUUAAGCACUGUACUGAACUUGAGCUCUUUAAGGCUACCUGUCAUUGGCUUCGCCUGGAAGAGCCUCGGAUGGACUUUGCUGCAAAAUUAAUGAAGAACAUACGAUUUCCACUGAUGACACCACAGGAGCUCAUUAAUUACGUGCAAACGGUGGAUUUCAUGAGAACUGACAAUACUUGUGUGAAUUUGCUUUUGGAAGCCAGCAAUUACCAAAUGAUGCCAUAUAUGCAGCCGGUUAUGCAGUCAGACAGGACUGCCAUUAGGUCUGACACCACUCACUUGGUUACACUAGGAGGAGUGCUGAGGCAGCAGCUGGUUGUCAGUAAGGAAUUGCGCAUGUAUGAUGAAAAGGCCCAUGAGUGGAAAUCGUUAGCCCCCAUGGAUGCCCCAAGGUACCAGCAUGGCAUCGCCGUCAUUGGAAAUUUUCUCUAUGUGGUUGGCGGACAGAGUAAUUAUGAUACAAAAGGAAAAACGGCAGUUGAUACAGUCUUCAGAUUUGAUCCUCGAUACAAUAAAUGGAUGCAAGUUGCAUCUUUAAAUGAAAAGCGCACCUUCUUCCACCUAAGUGCCCUCAAAGGAUAUCUGUAUGCAGUUGGUGGGCGAAAUGCAGCAGGUGAACUGCCCACAGUAGAAUGUUACAAUCCAAGAACAAAUGAAUGGACCUAUGUUGCCAAAAUGAGUGAGCCCCACUAUGGCCAUGCUGGAACUGUGUAUGGAGGAGUGAUGUAUAUUUCAGGAGGAAUUACUCAUGAUACUUUCCAAAAGGAGCUCAUGUGCUUUGACCCUGAUACUGACAAAUGGAUCCAGAAGGCGCCAAUGACCACUGUCAGAGGUCUGCAUUGCAUGUGUACAGUGGGAGAAAGGCUCUAUGUCAUUGGUGGCAAUCACUUCAGAGGAACAAGUGAUUAUGAUGAUGUCCUAAGCUGUGAAUACUAUUCACCUAUCCUUGACCAGUGGACCCCAAUUGCUGCCAUGUUAAGAGGGCAGAGUGAUGUUGGGGUCGCUGUCUUCGAAAAUAAAAUCUAUGUGGUUGGGGGGUAUUCUUGGAAUAAUCGUUGUAUGGUAGAGAUAGUGCAGAAAUAUGAUCCAGAUAAAGAUGAAUGGCAUAAGGUUUUUGAUCUCCCAGAAUCCCUUGGUGGCAUUCGUGCUUGCACACUCACAGUUUUUCCACCAGAAGAAACCACACCAUCACCUUCUAGAGAGUCCCCUCUUUCUGCACCUUAAGAUCAUCUCUACAACUAAGAUGCUGUAGUUCUGUCUUUGCAAUGUGUCAUAAAUUCUCUUCUUUUUCCCCCUUAAGUAGUAUAUAUGUUAGGAUUACCCUCUGGUAAUUGAUACAGAUAUUGGAAAAAAGACAACAUUGAUGUUAUUUGUGCUCUUUGUUUGGCCUAGAAUGUUUAUAAAAUGGUAACACAACCAUUCUGGAAAUGUAUCCCAUAGAAGCUGAUGUUUAAACAUAUGAAAAAAAAAGUAUUGUCUAUAAAAUGUUUCUUCAGUACUUUUUAAAUGCUGUGUAUUGGGUGUAAGGUAUUUGUCAUCUUACAUUAGUAAACCCAAUAAGCCAAGUUGAAGGUGGAUUGUAGUAAAUGUACAACUGUGCUCACUAGGCUUCAAGUAAAAAGUUUUCCUUUCAUCUUUGACUGUAAGAUGUCAAAGGGAGGCAGCCUGCUUGAACAGGAAACAAUACACAAAAGGUUGCCAACUCGCAUGAGCUACCUCCCUCUUUUCAUAAAGUAUUUUUGACAUAUCUGUCAACCCACUUGACUGUGUGGGUGCAUUGAGAACACAAAGUUUCUUAGACACACAGGAGAAGUAGCUUAAAUUCACUAAUAUUAAUUUAAAAAGCAGCAUGAACCCUCUACUUAUAAACAAGGGUUUGGUGUUUUUAAAGUGUGUAUACAUACAUACACAUACACACAUACACAUAUGUCAAAUAUAAUUUUUUUAAAAAUUGAGUGGCACAUCAAAGAAAUAUGAAAUUAAAAAGAAUUCUUCCAAAAAAGCAGCUUCCAUUAAAAUGGGAAUUCAGUAUGCACAUACUGAAUGCAUAUAUGUAGAACCAUACAGAAUUUAGGUGGAUAAGGGCUAGAAAUUUUGAGCAACAAAAUUUGUCACUUGACCAUAUUUUAUCUUCAAAAACUGUAUUCUACUCCUUCUCCUUUGCUGUUGAGGUAACUUACAUAUUAUAUGUAUUCUGUAUACUCAGUUCAUAAGGUUAUUUAGCACAAAGUAUAGCAGCUUCACCUGGAGAGCUGCUUUUGCUCAGUAAAUUCAACUUCCAUGUUUUAUCUUUUUUUGUUCAAUAAAAACAUUUAAUGUCA